AUGGCCGACCCCGCCCCAAUUUCCGGCGGCAUGUCCACGACGAGUGGACCCCUGGGAGAUCCAGCGCCGAUGGCCGGCAUCAUGACCGGCCUGGGGUCGGACGAGCCCUUCGGGAACGCGCCCUUCGACGACUCGUUUUUCGACGCCUACCUGCAGCAGCUGGAGCUCAGAGCAUCCAUGCCGGAGCCCAUGCUCACGGCGCCCAUGUCGGCGAACAUGGCCACGGGCCCGCACAGCCUGCGCGUGACAGAGCCCGCCCAUCAGCCCGGCGUCGUGGAGCCCCCCCUAGAUUCCAGCUUUGACCUCGUGGAGAGGUACCUGGUGCCGGGCCUGGACGAGGGCGGCGAUCUGCAGGACCUGGCGUUCGAGGACGAGGAGCUGGAGGACGCCUCGCCGGAGCUGUCGCCCGGCGCCAAGGCCGCCAAGAAGGCCAAGCAGCGGCCGCGGUCGGACAAGCAGCAGGAGCUCAACAAGCAGGCCCAGCAGCGGUACAGGGAGCGGCGGAAGCAGAAGUUCAUGGAGAUGGAGCGGCAGGUGGAGGAACUCACACGGCGGGUGGGGGAGCUGCAGGCCGUGGAGGGCAAGAACAUGGUGAUCACCCGCAGGAACGAGUACCUGGAGAGGCUGGUGAAGAUCCAGCUGGAGGAGAUCAAGAACCUGAAGCGGGAGGUGGCCCUGCAGGCCAGCGAGCUGGAGCACAGCGGCGAACAACGGCCUUCACAUUUGAUCGCGACCGAUCCUGCAAAGCUGCGCGAACAACUCGCCAGCGAUGUUCUGUCACUGGACACAGUGCUGAAGUCCAACGGAGUGGACAGAGGUCCAGCACCAGCCCUACCAGAGCAAGCCCUCAAGUUCUUCAGGAAGAAGGUGCUUGACAUUUGUGACAUUCAUGUGCGGUUGCCAUCAGUGGAGGUCCCUGAGGCUGCAGACAUGAUGUCCCACGCAGCCAAGAGCACCGCAGACGACAAUCCGCAGGUGGAAGAGUGUGUAAGGAACCUUGGGCUGAACAAUGAGCAGACCAGUGUGAUCUUGAAGAUGCGUGAAGAUCAUCUGACCAGGAUGCGACACGUGUACCUGGAUAGGUCUGCCCUGAACAUGAAGGCGAUGGGGCUAAUGCUGCCUCACCCCCUCAGUGAAAAGGAUGGGCCUUUCGAUGCAACUAUAGAUGGAAAGAUCAACUGCCAGCAGCAACGUGGGUAUCACAGGUGCAAGGACGGAGACAAUCAGCUGACCUUGGUGCUCAACGAGAUACGAGAGAAUUUGCUCAGGGAGCAGCACAGCUUCAUGGAGAUGGUGACUCACCUGCUGAGCCACAUACUGGAUCCUGUGCAAGCUGCGCUUGUCCUGGUGGCCAGUCAUCCAAGCACAGUUGAUGCCUUGAUGGUUGCGAACAUCUUGGCUGCACAGCACAGCAGUUAG
This is a messenger RNA of Ostreobium quekettii, 1419 nucleotides long. The record is from the annotation of a GenBank genome assembly. Lineage: Eukaryota; Viridiplantae; Chlorophyta; Ulvophyceae; Bryopsidales; Ostreobiaceae.